This is a messenger RNA of Caenorhabditis remanei, 948 nucleotides long. RefSeq lists its product as uncharacterized. The record is from RefSeq and is a predicted model, not a curated record. The transcript has 2 exons. Lineage: Eukaryota; Metazoa; Nematoda; Chromadorea; Rhabditida; Rhabditidae. Bases 1 to 948 code for a protein of 315 amino acids.
AUGUCGAAACCACUGUCUUACCAAAGUACACGAUGCGUUUUGCAAUAUUUCGAUUCUACUGAAAGAUUUCUCUUGACGUCACGCUGCCCUGCUAUCAAGCAAUUCGAAAAGUCAAUCCCGUUACGUCUUGAAAACCUAGAAUUCACUAAAGAUAGUAUCACUUUGAACGAUCUCAGGUUUUGUCUUAACGGGACGUAUAGUAUGAAGCGUGCCGGAAGAGGUGAAGUGAUAUCUUGUACCAGCUCUUAUUCGGUCACAAUCACAAAAGAGGAUCAAAGAAUGAAGAGUGGAAAGAGAACAAUCGUUCACUGUACUACGCGAAUCCAAAUAUCCAAAGAAAAGGCAUUUGAAAAGUUGGCAUGUAUCCUUCUGGGUGAAAGGAAUACAGUAUACGUGAAAAAAAUGGAAAUCAAAAAGAGAUAUCCGGAAAAUAUCGAAUGGCCUGCAAACACCCAGGUCGCUAUGGACAUUCUUCUUGCCGAACACCACACUUUCGAAUAUGUCCUGCGCAUCAUAUCGGAUGCAUCCCCAUUGAAACAUUUGGAUUCGCAAUUUUCAAAUAAGGAAUCAUUCGAUAAUGAGCUCGUCAAAAGAGCUGGAACACUUUGCAUUAGGGAAAUCAAUGAGAGUUGUUAUCCAAAACUAGCGACUCUCCGCAACAAGGCGGUUAAUGUUUUAAACUCAUUGUUGCCAAAGGAAGUAAUCAUCAAUACCGUAAAAAACUGGAAAGAGGAAGGGAGAGAGAUAGGAACAUUUCUUUAUACAAAGUAUGAAGAAGAUGAAGAGGAUAUCAUAUUUACUCUAAAGAAUCGCUUCAAAGGGAAAUAUGGUUCAAAGUUAUUGUACAGACCCCACAGUCAACUCAAUGUUUCAAUGAGCACAUCGUCCACAAUCUUCAUUCAUAAAGACUUCACACGAUCUCUCACUAUGGAAGCUGUUUGCAAAUAA